CAUGAAUUUCUCAUCCUUUAAGAUUAACCUGGCUCGAUUUGUUAAGAGUGAAUGUCGUUCCAGUGAAUUUUUGCCCCUGUUUCCCUGGAUUUUCGGUAUUUGUGAUGCUUUAAACUGCUGCUCGUGCCUGUUUGUAGCGUGCAAGUGCAAUUAGCGAAGCAAGAGUUGAGCGAGAGCCUUACGGAAAGUACUGGGUGCUGUUAAGGCCUGCGGCCGCGGCCCAUCCAAUCUCCGUCGGCUCCAAGUUCAAGCAGUCGGCCUCGCCGCUUCGGACCUCCGGGCUGGAGACACUGGAUUUCUGUGUCUUUGGACAAGAAAAACCUUGAAAGAGAACUUCAGUGCUGACCGACAGUUCAAAAUGUCCUUUGACAUUUGCCUGGUUGCCAGAUAAUACCGUUUCCGCAACCGAGGGAAGUGAAGGGUAUUGGCUGUUGGUGCGGUCGUCACGGAACUAACAAGUUAUGUUGAAGUUGGCUGAGUCUCUGAGGCGAAAUGGCAGCAAAUCUAUCGUCUGCCAUGGAUAUUGAUCCACCGGCCAGUCUUAAGCGCUCGAACAGUGCCCCAAUGAUAAAUGAACUGAAUUCCAACAUGGCAGCAGCUACUGGAACGUCCUCCACAUCUGCGGCAGCAGUCAGGGAGGUUCCGACAUCAAAUUUGAUGCAACCAAGGACCCGGCGGUUUAGUGGCAGCAGUUUCACUUCACACAGCGCUGGUAGCUCUCCAAGGCCGUCUCCUCGUGUCAGUCAGCUUCGGCAAGAGGAAUGCCUUGAUGUGGCAAGAAGUGAAGCUGCACAUGAAAAAGAAAUUCAUUCGGCUAUACAAAUGUCACAAUCAUGCGAAGAUUUGACCCUUGUGGCUGGUAACCUUAGUUGCAGUGAUAACGAGUCAGAACGUAGGGUGCUUGGGCCCCAGAUGAAUCCACUGCAUCUUAAUAUGCCUCCAAACUCUCCCGUCUGUUCUUCCCCCUCCCCAACGAGAUGUGGACUCAGUCGCCAACUCAUCACACCAACUGGAAGCUUGUUUGGUACAAGCCCUACCAGGAAAUCUUAUACCACUAAACGCAGUCAGAGUCCCAUAGCAAUGCGACCCAGCACAUUAGGCCCUGCUGUGAAGCGGAAGUUUGAACUUGAUGAUGCUGAACAGUAUCGGUCUCCACCCACUAAACGAUUGAGCACCGGUAAUGGUGGCGGAGGUCUCCUUAUGCCGCAACAUAGGCUAGAACAAGGAUCUAGCCCACUUCCAGGGUCUGUUAGUUCAGUUGGCACCCCUGAAUCAAUGUCAAGUGCAGACUCUCCAAAUUUUACUUUCCGACCUCUUGACAGCCCCUCCCCAGGCAGAGCUCACACUGGGCCAUCGGAUCAUAGCCCUAGCUAGUGAACAAAAUGUGUUAGAUUUACUCUAGUCGUAAAAUCAUAGCUUUCAUUUAAAUUCGAAACCUAAAGCCUUCUGGAUUUUGUGUCUCAGAUCUAGAAAAGGGCUGUUAUGAAACCUUUCACCCCAUCCUGUAAAUUGGAUCGGGCUUUGACCGAUUCUUACCCGAGCACGGGGGUUGGUGUAUGGCUCUCAUGAAGACUGAUUUGGGAGGGUUGAAAGAUGCUUGUAAGACUGAAGGUUUGUUGUCCUCUAUCAGAUGCAAGUCAUCUCUAGUCAGGCUUUGGCAAGCUUUGAAGCAGUUUAGACAGUAUCACUGUUUAUUGACUCUUUUCUGAUGCUUCAUCACCAUUGCUAGUUAUUAGUGAUGAAAUAACAUUAAGUUCAAUAUUUUAUUUGUGAAUUUUGAAUUGCGGUUUUGAAACAUCUCUUGUUUCAUUUGGAAUUAAUUGUAUUCUCCUUCAUAUAUGCUCUAACUGUUAGGGUAAUGCUAUAAUUUAGGUUGUUAAAGGUGGACAUUUUCAGAGUCUGAAAGCCUAGUUCUUUCUUUUUUUUUUUUUUUUUUUUUUUUUUUUUUUUUUGUAAAAUUGAGAGAGCUUCAAUAAGAUUUUGGUGUGUCAUGAAAGGUUAUUUCUGGAUGUUUUAAGAUAAUCCAUCACUUGCAUCUGAAGGAAUCUUUGUGUGUUAUUUUUAGUAAAGUUUGCCUCAGAAAUUGAUGCUUAUUUAGUGUGACAUGGAAGACCAUCUGCCGCCACAAUCAUGUGUUGCGUAGUCUUGAUUCUUGGGUUGACGAUAUUUGUAUGAUCAUGUAUUGUUUUAUUGACAGAACUAUGAGUUACUACAAAACGAGAAGUCUGCCCAUUUUUUUUUUGUUGUUUUUUUUUUUACUCUGGAACUGUCACUUGGUAACUGGGGAACUUGAUUUUUAUUGCCUUUAUUGUCAUCUUUGAUUGUUGAAAAUCUGACUUUUCCCAAAUUCUAUGCUGUGAACAUCUUUUUUCUUUAUUUCUUUUUCUCUGUCAUAAAUGAUGAAGCAAACCAAGUGUUUUAGGUGUGCCAGAGGUUGGCAAGGUUCCAAAUGUGAGGAGUGUGUGGGCAGAGGCAAUUUAUGUUUAUUUAACUUAAAUUCUGUCUCUAUUGUGAUUUUUGUGUGAACUACACAAUUUUAUUUUAGAGCACCUUUGCCCUUUAAUGUAUUUUACCACAGGAGCCUAUCUUUUAUUGUUAUGUGCAUAACUUUUAAUGGUAAACCAAUGUUUAAUUGCCAGACUAGCUCCUAUGAAAAAAUUGUUUUGUCUGAAUGCCUGUAAACUUGAUUCUUUUAGUAAUAUCUCCUUGCAUAUAAUUAAAUAAAGUUAUUUCAUUUACUGAGGCUGUGUCUUGGCAGGACCUAAAAUUUACUGCCCUUAUACUUUUACUGUUAUAAAAAUAAUGAUAAUACUUUUUUCAUACUUUCUAAACUCAAUCAAAUUGCUUGUGUCUUCUGCAGUUUUCUUUACUGACUUUCUAGACAUGUUGAAGUGACUGGUUGCUAAUGUUCUGAAUGAAUUCUUCCAGAAAUUGUAUUCUGAGAUGUGUCAUUGAAAAAUAUUGGUACAUACCUAGCUUGUUGUAUGUUCUUGAAGAUGUACAUUUUGGAGGUGUUUUAGAUGAAUUUUUGUAUCAUAUAAAUCAUCUUUUUGAGUUUCACUCGUGAAGAUAGUUUGUAUGAUGAAAACUACAUUGUGAUGUUCUUUUGUAAAACAAAUUAAUGAUUUUAAUUUAUUCCCUGAAAUCUAUUAAAUCUUUCUCUGACUGUAUGUGAACUUUGAUACUUGAAGACCAUCAUACCCUUUUAUCCUAACAAACGCGGCGUUUGAAGGCCAACUUGUAUAUACUGAAUCUGGCUGAUGAAUGCAAUAAAAGGCCUCUUAGGGUAUUGCACUUA
Molecule: messenger RNA, 3298 nt
Organism: Thrips palmi
Lineage: Eukaryota; Metazoa; Arthropoda; Insecta; Thysanoptera; Thripidae
Product: protein FAM122A
Exons: 5
Coding region: 493-1374 (293 amino acids)
Molecular function (GO): protein serine/threonine phosphatase inhibitor activity
Source: RefSeq, a predicted model, not a curated record